AUGGAAGACAGAGGGUCCCACUUCUUUGACGCGCACUGUCAUUUGCAAGACCCAAGACUGGAUGGUAAAAUAGACGAAGUUCUCAAACUGGCCUCUGGUGCUGGCGUCAGGUGGUGUGCAGUGAAUGGAACUAGUGAGGAUGACUGGGACAAAGUGCGGGCUCUGUGCGAGCACUACCCUCAGCUGCUGCCAAACCUCGGACUCCAUCCCUGGUACGUGGGUCAGAGGAGCCCCAACUGGCUGGAGGCGCUCCGGGAGCGCCUUGAACAAGUGCCUGAAGCAGCUAUAGGUGAGGUGGGACUAGACAAAGGCAGGAAGGGGAGCGAGGUGCCAAUUGAAGAGCAGGUCGAAGUCUUCAGGGCGCAGGUCGAGCUGGCCCGCGACCUCGAGCGGCCCGUCUCCAUCCACUGCGUUCGAGCUUUUGGAGAGCUGCAUGACGUCCUCAAGUCGGUCGGCCGCUUCCCGGCCGGCGUCCUCCUGCAUUGGGCUCGCUGCGUCCUCCUGCACUCCUGGAUGGGCUCCGCCGAGAUGGUGAAAGCGCUCGCGCCCCUGAACGCCUACUUCUCCAUCUCGGGCUUCAUCACCGGCAUGUCCAGCAAGAAGGCCGACAAGAUGCUGCGCCAGGUCAGCGGACCGCUCGAUGACGUCAUCGUGUCGUUUAGCAUUUACUUUGAGUUGAACGCGGUUUUCUGCCAGCUUGCGGGAUGGUGCAUCAUCGUGCGCAAUUCGUUCCUCCUGGUCAGCGGGUUGAUCACGGGACGGCCUAAUUUUUACGUGCGUUGUGGGGUUCUCCUGAUUCCGCUCGACCGGCUGCUACUGGAGACGGACUCCCCGGACGCCUUCCCCGACGCGGACCCGUCCAUCCUGACGCCCCUCUCGUCCGGAUCCCCGAGCGAUCGAAGCGACUCUACCGGUCAGAGCGACUCCCCCGGCUGCUCUUGUGGCGACAACGCAAGCCAGCAGCUGGUCGGAGAGGUCGCCACCAAGAGCGGCGAGCACUUUAGCCAGAGCCCACGAAAGAGUCCCUCGGGGGGCGAGCGAGAGCGGGACAAAGAAAGGAGAACGGAAGAGGAGAAGCUGAACCAUCCUGCGAACUUGCGUGCGGCAGCGCUUAGCCUCUGGCUGAGACGCUUUCCCAAAAUGGUCGAAAGAGGCUAA
Klebsormidium nitens is the source of this 1158-nucleotide messenger RNA. The record is from the annotation of a GenBank genome assembly. NCBI's taxonomy places the organism in Eukaryota, Viridiplantae, Streptophyta, Klebsormidiophyceae, Klebsormidiales, Klebsormidiaceae.